GAGAACGUGUGUUGGUUACCCCAUAUGAUGUGUGUACAUGCUGGGGUUUAGUAGCAGUGUCUGGGACGUGGCUAAACCCAAGCAGACUGAAUGUCGAACUGUGCCAUACCGCUCCUACUAUACUAUCCCGCAAGGCCUCGUAGUUUUCGAAUGGGUCGACAUUAGAUACUACUCAACUUACCAUACUGAACAAUAGGUUAUCGUACGCUUUGAAUUAGUGGCCCCGAAGAGCAACAAAACAAAACUGGUAGUUAAAAUCGUGGAACUUAAUAAUCCUUCGAGUUUUGUAAAAUAUGACCAAAAUUCCAACCGCAAAGAUUUCGCCUUCUAAGGCAGGCGAGGCCGCCGGCAUGGGCGAAGCACAGGCGCUCAAACGGCGGCGAGUGUCAACUUGUGUCGGCUGUGGAUCCCAGAUCAACGAUCAGUAUAUUCUUCGGGUAGCUCCGGACCUGGAAUGGCACGCGGCCUGCCUCAAAUGUGCAGACUGUCAUCAGUUUCUGGACGAGACUUGUACGUGCUUCGUCAGAGACGGAAAGACUUACUGCAAGCGAGAUUACGUCAGGUUAUUUGGAGCUAAGUGCGCCAAGUGUAAUUCGGGUUUUAAUAAGGAUAAUUUUGUGAUGCGAGCCAGGAACAAGAUUUAUCAUCUUGAAUGUUUUCAAUGUAUGGCCUGCUCGAGACAGUUAGUUCCGGGAGACGAAUUCGCCCUCAGAGACGAUGGACUUUUCUGUAAGGCUGACCACGAAGUUUUAGAGAAAGCUAACAACAACAACAAUAGUAUACCCCUCAACGGGAAAGGAAAUAACAGCAAAGCUAAUGACAGCACUGGUUUGCAAAUGGCGGCUAACGCUGAACCGAUGCAAACUAACCGGAACAGAAGUUCUGUCAGGCCGCACGUUCAUAAACAGAGCUCGGAUGUUAAGUCCACUCGAGUGCGGACAGUGUUGAACGAAAAGCAGCUACACACAUUACGCACGUGCUACGCCGCUAACCCGCGGCCUGACGCCCUUAUGAAGGAACAGCUUGUGGAAAUGACUGGUUUAUCUCCCAGGGUGAUUCGGGUGUGGUUCCAGAACAAGCGAUGUAAGGAUAAGAAGAAAAGUAUCAUGAUGAAACAGAUGCAACAGCAAGACAAGUUUGUCAUCCUCUCCAUGUCCGACUCCGACUGUUCUCCACAGCAUUCCCCGGUAGGGCACAGUGCACUUUCUAUAUUUCGGGCCACCGUUCGGGAAGGCUAUUGGGAGGGCCGACAGGUUAGUCUUGGCACCAUGCGUGGGGUUCCGAUGGUAGCCUCGAGCCCAGUGCGACACGAGAGUCCUUUACAAGUGAAUCCAAUUGAAGUCCAGACUUACCACCCACCUUGGAAGACUUUAACGGAGUAUGCCAUGCAACCUGUCAUUGAUCCCAACACACCACAUUUUCAGCAGCUGGUUAAUCAGAUGCAUGGUUACGGCAGCGACCCGCAUAACGAUCCAACCCAACAGGUCCCUGUAACCAUGGGCCCUCCCGUUUCUGCUAUGCCGCCGCCGCCACCUUACCUUGGGCCCGGAGAGGACCCACUGCACACAACGCAUCUACCGCCAACUCCUUCCGAUCUGUCCAGUCCGAAUAGUGAAUGAUAAGACGCCUGGCGCCGACCAAUGGAUCAGCUCGUGCGUCGCACGCAUUUUGGAAUUUGAUGAUAUGUUAGCUGUCUGGAACUUUCUAGCUUCGGUGCAGGAAAUGUUUUAAGUAAGAAACUCCGAAGAAGUCACUUUGCUGAGAUAAUUAAAGUAUUUCAUGAAAUCCUACAAUGUGAGCAGGAACUGUAACUAAACGUUUAGGUGAUAGAUCAUGUGCAGGUAAUUUAAAAACACAAACCAGUCAGCCAAAGUGUAAAACAUAACAUUACUCAGCAAGUUUGACUGUGUUGAAGAGCACGUAGAAACAGAAUGCGAUGAAUCAAUAAUAAAAGUACCCUAAACAAGCAGAAGAACUUGAAGAGUGGAUUAGGUGUGUGUUUGUGCUCGGGUCUCGAUCAAACAUCCUGAGAUUCAGCACAUAUAAUAUAGAAUAUAACGAUGUAUAUAUUUCUUUAAAUUGUAAAUAUACUGUAUACAUUUUGUUUCGUGGCUGUGAAUUAUGUAUAUUGUGUAGCAUUGUGGAGGGAAACUGGAUAAAUAUUCUUUACCAUACAAACGAACAGUAACGAAA
Messenger RNA from Limulus polyphemus (Atlantic horseshoe crab), 2193 nucleotides. Its product is annotated as insulin gene enhancer protein ISL-1-like. The record is from RefSeq and is a predicted model, not a curated record. Lineage: Eukaryota; Metazoa; Arthropoda; Merostomata; Xiphosura; Limulidae. The transcript has 7 exons. Gene Ontology annotation, cellular component: nucleus. Bases 294 to 1619 code for a protein of 441 amino acids. Gene Ontology annotation, biological process: positive regulation of transcription by RNA polymerase II; neuron fate specification; axonogenesis. Gene Ontology annotation, molecular function: cis-regulatory region sequence-specific DNA binding; DNA-binding transcription factor activity, RNA polymerase II-specific.